AUGACAAGGAGCGAAAUGAUGCUAGAAAGGGAUUCAUAUGACUGUCUAAGCGAUUUUGAGGAUCCAGCUGGCAGAUCUUUUUAUUCAUUAGACAAAAGCCUCACAAGCAAUAUAGGCCAAGGUGGAGCCACUUCAUCAAACUUCACAAAGAAGCCGUCUAUAGAGGCCAAUGAAACAUUAAAUAAGAUAAUCCAAUCAACAGGCAGGAUGAUCCAAAAAGCAUGCUUUUCACAGUCAUCGAAAGACGCCCAGAUGAUGGAACUACCAAUAAGCAUAGGUUUUGGUAGAGAAUUGGGCUAA
Molecule: messenger RNA, 300 nt
Organism: Blepharisma stoltei
Lineage: Eukaryota; Ciliophora; Heterotrichea; Heterotrichida; Blepharismidae
Source: the annotation of a GenBank genome assembly